AUGGGAUCCAUCCCAUUUUGCGCCCUUCUUUGCUGCUUUACUAGCAUAGUAACAGCCAAUAUAUUUGAGUAUCAGACAGAUUCCCAACCACUGCGUCCAUGCGAACUUCAGAGGGAAAAGGCUUUUUCAGCAGGAGAAGCCUACGUUCCUCAGUGCUCAGAAGAUGGCCAGUUCAGGACAGUCCAGUGCAGUAGGAAUGGUCUCUCCUGUUGGUGUGUGGAUGAGAAUGGUGUUGAGGUACCUGGCAGCAGACAGAGUGGAUAUCCUAUAUCUUGCUUGUCCUUUUGCCAGCUGCAAAAGCAGAGGAUCUUGGUGAGUCGAUACAUCAACAGCAGCAGUAUCUCCUACAUCCCUCAGUGCCUGGAUUCAGGGGCUUUUGAUGAGGUGCAGUGUGACAUGGAGCUGGGGCAGUGCUGGUGUGUAGAUCCAGAAGGGAUGGAGAUUUAUGGCACCAGGCAAAGAGGAAAGCCAGCACGGUGUCCAGGGAACUGUGAGAUCCGAGACCGUCGCAUUCUGCAUGGGUUUGGGGAGAAGAGCCCCCCACAGUGCUCAGCAGAUGGAGAGUUUCUGCCUGUCCAGUGCAAGUUUGUCAAUACAACAGACAUGAUGUUUUUUGAUCUUGUUCAUAGUUACAACAGGUUCCCGAGGGCUUUCCAGGCAUUCAGCUCCUUGCGGGAGAAGUUCCCGGAGAUCUCUGGGUACUGUCACUGUGUGGACAGCCUGGGGAGGGAGUUGGCAGACACUGGCUUGGAGCUGCUGCUUGAUGAGGUUUACGACACAGUUUUCUCCGCGGCAGAACCCGCCCGCACCUUCUCAGAGACCGGCGUCUAUCGGAUCCUCCAGAGGCGGUUCCUGGCAGUUCAGCUGGCCACCUCUGGAAAGUUCAGGUGCCCCUCGAGGUGUGAGGCUGAGCGUUUCGCGGCCCUGCGCUACCAGCACCCCUUCGUGCCGUCCUGCACCGCCGACGGGGGCUACGAGCCACUGCAGUGCCAGCAGGGAGGACAGUGCUGGUGUGUGGACACCAAGGGGCAAGAGGUCCCAGGCACAAAGAGACGAGGACAACCCCCAGCCUGUGAAGAACAAGGGUGCAUCUCUGAGAGGCGACGGGCCUUGACGAGGCUCUUUUAUGGCCCUGCUGGGUACUUCAGUCAGUCCAGUUUGUUUUCCACACCAGAUAAGCAGACGGAAAAAACAGCUGGCUUUUCAAGACCCUGCCCUCCUUCCUUCAAGGAGCUGUUUCUGGGCUCUGGAUUGUCAUCCCCAGUUGCACAAAGCCCAUUUGUCAGCCAGACAUCUGGGUUGGAAACUACCCUUAGUGAAGCCAUCAUGGGGAUGUUCCCGUCAAGGGAGCUGGCUCAAGUGGCACUACAAUUUACUGCCAAUCCAAAGCGUUUCCAGGAAAACCUCUUCGGAGGAAGGUUCUUGAAGAAUUUGAUCCAGUUUAACUUCACAGGGGCACUUGGCACUAGUGGGAAAUACAGCAUUGGCCAAUUUUUCCAACAGGAGGAUGUGUCGGAGAGGAACAACAGCCAAAGCCCUCUGGAAUCAGCUGAGGCAUUUUCACUGGAGGUAUCAAAGGGGAGUUCCAUUUUGAGUAAACCUCUUGUAGGCAGCUUUGGCCGCAUAGUAACUCUACAGGACAAUCAGAACACGAUGAAAUUCCUUUCCUCUGUUCUAGAACUGCCAGAGUUCUUUACUUUUCUUCAACAAGUGAUUUCUGUCCCCAAAAACGUUGCUGAAGAUUUAGGUGAAGUGGUGAAACUAGCAUUGGGAUCCAAAGACUGUGGUGAGGAGCCAAGGGAUCUGUUUGUUCCAACAUGCACCAAGGAAGGGAGAUAUGAAGAAGUUCAGUGCUAUGCAGGAGAGUGCUGGUGCUUGGACACUUCAGGUAAGGAAAUUCCAGGCUCAAGACUUCCAGGCAAACGUCCAAGGUGUCCCACUGAUUGUGAGAAGCAAAGGAGAAACCUGCAAAACCUGAAGCAAAGUCUGCCUGCGGGAUCAGACCUUUUUAUUCCCUCUUGUACCGAGGAUGGAGACUUUCUGCCACUCCAGUGUUAUGGAACAAAUUGCUUCUGUGUUGAUUUGAAUGGCAAGACUAUUCCAGGAAUAAGGGGAAAAGCUGGAAAACCAAUGAAAUGCCCAAGUGCUUGCCAAGUAAAAGCUGGUCAGGAGUUUCUAAAGGCUGCAAAGCUCCUGUUGUCAGAUCCAGGUGCUGUGUCCCAGCUCUCCAGCAUUUACCUCCCACAGUGUGAUGCAGAGGGCGCCUGGAGGCAGGUGCAGUGCAGUGGCCCUCCCGAGCAAGCCUUUGAGUGGUACGAAAGGUGGAUUGCAGAGAACAACGAGGGCAAACCCCUGCCCGUUGCUGAUCUAUUGAACAUCGUAUCUGGAUAUAAAGAGGCAUCAUCUAAAGGCUUUUCAGCUUUUGCUAAAGCUUUGUAUGAGGCUGGGCACCAGAAUGUCUUUCCCGCAUUUGCCAUGUAUUCCUCCUUCACGGAUCUCCCACCUGAAGUGCUGGAGGGAAACUUGACCAGUGGAUCUCAGAGCAUUUUGCUGGAUCCAUAUACUUUCUGGCAGCUUCUGAAUGAGCAGCUGACAUACUACCCAGGACCCUAUACUGAUUUCAGUGCUCCAUUAGGCCACUUUGAACUUCGUGAUUGUUGGUGUGUUGAUAGCAAAGGAGAAGAGCUGCAAGGAACAAAGGCAGGAGUGAACCAGGUUCCUGCAUGUCCUGGUAUAUGUGAAGGUGUGAAGCAGAAAGCCAUGAAAUUCAUGGAGGAGGCAGAGCAGUUAAUCUUAGCCUCAAAUGAGUCCCACUUUGGUUUUGGAGAGAGCUUCUUGAUGGCAAAAGGGAUACAGCUCACAGACAGGGACCUCCUGCGCUCUGCUCGGCCCUAUGAGUCACAGGUGCUGGACUCCCAAAAACUGCUCUCAGGCAGUGACUCUGCUGUCCAGCUGGCUGCAUGGUCAGUCCUGCGCUUCUAUUGGCAGACUCACUUUUCUUCAAAAGGUUCUGCUGGGGAAGCAGCACAGCUGGGAUUUCUCCCUUACAUCCCACAGUGUGAUGGCCUGGGAAACUGGGAGCCAACUCAGUGCUAUGAGAGCACAGGUCAUUGCUGGUGCGUGGAUGAGAGAGGACGUUAUGUCAUGGAUUCCUUGGUCUCACGCUCAGCAGAACUUCCCAAAUGCCAGACUUCAUGUCAGCGAUCUCAAACCAAUGCAUUAAUUUCCAGCUGGAGACAGAGCGGCUCAAAGGUGGAUGUGUCUGCAGCUGAUCUAUUCAUCCCCAACUGCCUUGAGACAGGCGAAUACGCUGUGCUACAGAGAUCUGACACAGGUAUUUGGUGUGUGAAUCCUGCGUCAGGAGAAAUAUUUCAGCGUGGCAGCAAAGCCUUGGAUGGCAAUCCUGAGUGUCCCAGUUUCUGUAAUAUGCUGAAGUCUAAAGCUGUUUCACGAGACUCUGCCAAAGGCUACAUCCCACAGUGUGAAGGGGAGGACGGGAGUUUCUCACCUGUGCAGUGCAGCCAGGAUCAGGAGAGCUGCUGGUGUGUCUUUGACAAUGGAGAGGAGGUGCCAGGGACACAAGUGAGUGGAGGAAGACCAGCAUGUGCAAGUCCACAGUGUGCUCUGCCCUUCGGUGCCUCGUCUAUUCCCAAUGGAGCUGUACUUUGUGAAAACAUUUCUGGACAAGCUCCAGGUGUCCAGCAGUGCCAGCUGGUGUGUCGUCAGGGCUUCCACAGUGCCUCUUCCAGCACCUCCUUCCAGUGUGAUGUGCAGCAACGGCGGUGGGUCCAGGCUGCCCCACUCCUCCAGGCCUGCCAGAAGCUCCAAUUAUUCCAGACAGUCCAAGCUCAAACACACUUUCAACUACUCCUGCCUCCUGAGAAUACAUGUAGUUCUGACUACUCUGGAUUACUCCAGGCAUUUCAGAUAUUUAUUUUAGAUGAGUUGAAGGCUCGUGGUUUAUGUCACCUUCAGGUAAAUGCAUUUGGGAAUACUGGCUCAGUUUCUGUCUGUGAUGAUUCCACUGUCUAUGUUGAAUGCCUGAGCACAGACCGCCUGGGAGUGAAUGUCACGUGGAGGACUCAGCUGGAAAACAUCCCGACAGCUUCUCUCCCUGACUUACAUGAUAUUGAAAAUGCAAUUGUUGGGGAAAAUCUCAUUGGAGCAUUUAUAAAAGAGAUAAAGGAUGGUGAUUUUCUGCUGCAUUUGGACUCCAAGCAGUUCCUAGCAGAUUCUGUGAUUGAUUUUCCCCGGGAUGAAGCAUUUGAUCUGUCUCCACGUGUGCAGCUAGGAUGUAGAAGUGGGUUUCGAAGAAUUUCAUCUCCUGGGAAAGCAGUCCCAAAAUUGCAAGGAUGUGAAAAUGCAAUUGUUGGGGAAAAUCUCAUUGGAGCAUUUAUAAAAGAGAUAAAGGAUGGUGAUUUUCUGCUGCAUUUGGACUCCAAGCAGUUCCUAGCAGAUUCUGUGAUUGAUUUUCCCCGGGAUGAAGCAUUUGAUCUGUCUCCACGUGUGCAGCUAGGAUGUAGAAGUGGGUUUCGAAGAAUUUCAUCUCCUGGGAAAGCAGUCCCAAAAUUGCAAGGAUGUGUUGUUUGUCCUCCAGGCAGUCAUUUCCAGGGCAAUGAAUGCAUUCCCUGCCCUCUUGGCUACUAUCAGGAUCAGACAGGACGUUCCUCCUGUAUCAAGUGUCCUGUGGGCAAAACUACCAACUCCUAUGGGGCAAUCAGUACUGAUCACUGCAUCACAUAUUGUCAGAGCAAUGAGCAGGGUCUGCAGUGUGAUGAAGAUGGCCAGUAUAGACCUUCCCAGAAAGACCCUGACACUAAGAAAUACUUCUGUGUCAAUAACUUUGGAGCAGCACUGGACUGGCCUGGAACAGAAGAUCUCCUUACAGAUGACCAGUGCAUGGUGCUCAGAAAAUUUGAGAGAGUUCCUGCCUCCCGUCUGAUUUAUGGAUCAGAAGAAACUCAGAUUCUUCAGUCUCAGUCAUUUGGAGGAGACCUGCAAAGUACAUAUUUUCAGUGCAUUUCAGGCUGCGAGAAGGAAGAUGCGUGUGGCUUUGCGACUGUAACUCCUGCUGGUGCUGAAGUUCUCUGUGAAUUAUACAGUACUGCUGAAGUCAACUUCAACUGCACCACCUCUGGAUUAGUACAAGGUGUUUUGGGGAACCCUUCUGCCACUGGCAUUGGUGGCCUCAGCUGCCUGCUUCGUAUCAGGAAUCCAGAAAGAGAUGCACUGAUGGUCUAUUUGAAGAGAGGACAGGAAUUUAACUCAUCUGGACUCAAGGCCUUUGAGAGGACUGGCUUUCAGAACGUGCUGUCUGGCGUGUACCGCUCCGUGGUGCUCUCGGCUGCUGCUGCAUCGCUGACUGACACUCAGCUCCUGUGUCGGCAGCUCUGCAGUGGGGACUCCUGCUGCGACGGCUUCAUCCUGAGCCAGACUGCACUGGAUGGAGGUACCAUUCUGUGUAGUUUGCUGAGCUCCCCAGACGUGCUGAUCUGCGAUGGAAGUGUCUGGAGUCCGACACCAAACUCUGUCAUAGGUGGGAUAUGUAAUGGUGUGAGCUAUGAUGAGAAGGAGAAGACAUUUUCCUUUACCCUGGGAGGACAAGUGUUCAGUGGAACUUCUCAGUUGGUGAAAGAGACUGAAAGAAAUUUUACUACCUUUCAGCAAGUUUACCUGUGGAGAGAUUCUGAUAUGGCCACCCGGACUAAAACCUCCGCGUGUGGUGCUUCUGCUGCUUUGAAGACAGAGAAUGACUUAGCAUUGUCAGAUGCCACAAAGGAUCUUUUCUACCUAAUGGACAACAGCCAAGUACAAAGUGACCAGAACUAUUCUCUCCCUUACCAGCAGUAUUGGAUCUUCAGUCAGAAAUACUCAGCUGAGGAAGCUGUGCUUUGGUGUCUCACACGCUGUGCCCAAGAAGAUGAGUUUUGCCGAAUGGUAGAUCUUCAAAACACCACAGACAAAUACUUUGUGUGUACCCUCUAUCCAGAGGCACAGAUUUGUGACAGCAGCAUUGAUCAAACACUAGGGAACUGUCCAACUGUGCUACCCCGGCAACCACAGACACUGUAUCGUAAAAUAGUCACUCUUCAAAGUUCAGUGAAGAGCUUCUACACACGUGUGCCAUUCCAGAAAGUAACAGGAAUCUCAAUGAGGAAUAAGACUGACAUGAGCAGAAAACCUGUUUCAGACGGGUUUUUUGCGUGUGAGCGUUGGUGUGAUGCUGACCCGUGUUGCACAGGAUUUGGCUUUUUUAAUAACUCCCAGCUGUCAGGUGGAAAGAUCGUGUGCGUGACUCUGAACAGCCUUGGAAUCCAGACAUGUGCUGAGGAAACAAGAAGUGCUUGGCACAUUUCAAAUUGUAAUUCACCAGAUGCUGAAGUCAGAAUACACCCAUUUGGCUGGUAUCAGAAGCCUGCUGACUUGAAGAGCACCAUGCCUGACCUCUGUCCACUUGUUAGUUUGCCUCUCAGGCCAGAAAGUGCAGAGCUUUUGGAUGUAUGGCAACCCUUAAAUAUAUCCUCUGUUCUUGUGGAUUCAUCCAUCUCAAACUUUGAAGUUGUGCAAGUUAGUAGAGACAUAUCCAAUGACUUCUCCACUACCAGAGACUUUUGCCUAUCUGCUUGUUCAAAGAACCAGUCAUGUACAGUGGUUACACUAGAAAUCCAGCCUUCAGCAAUAAGAUGCGUUUUCUACCCUGAUACACAGAUCUGCACACACAGCCUGCAAGGACACAGCUGCCGGGUUUUACUCAAAGAACCUGCUGCCUAUAUCUACAGGAGACAAGAUUUAUUCCUGCCCAUUUCUGAAUUGGAUUUGACCCCGUCUGUGUACAUCCCGUCACAUGGAAAUCUGGUGGGCAAAUCCCAGGUGAUCCACAUUGGCUCAGAAUGGAGAAAUAUCAGCCAGUUCCUGGGGGUCCCAUAUGCUGCCCCUCCCCUUGCAGAGAGGCGCUUCAAUCCUCCAGAGCCCUCUGCUUGGGUGGAAACCUGGAAUGCCACAGUGGCUCGGGCAGCGUGUUGGCAACCAGGAGAUGGAGAGGCCCCACCACAGUCUGUCAGUGAAGACUGCCUGUAUCUGAACAUCUUUGUUCCUGCCACCUCUGUCAAAAAUAUGUCUGUGUUGCUGUUCUUCCACAAUGGAGGGAGUUACAGUGCUGAGGAGGGAAAGACAACCCUAGAUGGAUCCUACCUCGCUGCCAUCGGUAACGUCAUUGUCGUGACUGCAAACUACCGGGUCGGUGUCUUUGGCUUCCUUAGUACUGGUUCUGCUGAGGCGAGUGGGAAUGCUGGACUUUUGGAUCAACUGGCAGCUUUGAAGUGGGUGCAGCAGAACAUUGCUGGCUUUGGAGGAGACCCCAGCAGGGUUUCUUUGGGAGCUGACCGUGGUGGGGCAGAUGUCACCAGCAUUCACCUGCUCACAGAGACAGCGGAUACUGACCUUUUCAGGAGGGUGUUGUUGAUGGGAGGUUCAGCUUUUUCUCCAGCAUCCAUUAUUACCUCAAGAAGAGCACAGACCCAAGCAGCAGUCCUGGCUGAAGAUGUGGGAUGCCCUUCAUCCACCAGUGAGGGAACUGUAGCCUGCCUCCGCCUGUUGCCUGCUCGUGUCCUCAAUGAUGCACAGACUAAGCUGCUAGCUAUAAGUGGCCCAUUCCAGUACUGGGGGCCAGUGGUGGAUGGAAUUUACCUGAAGGAACCUUUAGCCGAAGCCCUGCGGCGCCCUCAGCUUCGGAAAGUAGAUCUGCUCAUUGGAAGUGUUCAGCAAGAUGGGCUCAUCAGCAGAGCUAAAGCAAUUAAGAAAUUUGAAGAAAGUCAAGGAAGAGCCAACAGCAAAACAGCCUUUUAUCAGGCUCUGCAAAAUUCUCUAGGAGGAGAAGAGUCCAACUUGUUCAUUGAAGAUGCAGCUACGUGGUAUUACUCCCUCGAACAUUCAACUGAUGAUUAUUCAUCCUUUUCCAGGGCUUUGGAAAAUGCUACCCGUGACCAGUUUAUCACAUGUCCCAUCAUAAACAUGGCCAGUUACUGGGCUGCUGCCUCUCGAGGAAAUGUCUUCAUGUACCAUGUACCUGAGAGCUCCUCACAGAGCAGCUCAGGUCAGGAGCUCUUGCUGGAUGUUCAGUAUGCAUUUGGUCUACCAUUCUACCCGAAGUAUGAAGAACAAUUUACUCUGGAACAAAAGGGUCUUUCCUUGCAAAUUAUGCAGUAUAUCUCCAAUUUUGUAAACUCUGGAAAUCCAAACUACUUUCAUAGUUUCUCAAGAAGGAUGUCAGGGGUGAUGCCCCUCUGGCCUAUGUAUCUGUCAAGUGAUGAUGGUGAUAACUACAAGGAGUUCACUGUUUCUUUACCAACACUUAAAGGAUUGAAAAAAGCGGACUGUUCCUUUUGGUCUGAUUAUAUCAGAAGGCUGAAAGCAACCACAGGAAGUGCAAGUGAUGGAGAAUCAUCUGGUGAAAACAGCCCUAGUGAAACUCCCAGUGAAGGACUUUCCUCCCUGGAGAGCCAGCCCCUGGGAGAUAAAGUGUCUUACAGCAGAUAGGAAAUCACAGUGCUAUCUGAUGGGUUUGUCACAUGUUGUACAUCCACACAACCAUCUCACACCAAAUGAACAAGCUGCUUCCUUUAGUUAACUUUCUGAACAAGUAAAGUAGACUUCUCAAUAAGGUAGUUUUUCAAGAAAAUUGAUGAAUAUGGCACAAAAUAAACACUACAGCUAUUGUGUAAGGUCAAAAGAAACUGUAAUUUGAAAA
Messenger RNA from Lepidothrix coronata (blue-crowned manakin), 8746 nucleotides. RefSeq names its product thyroglobulin (gene TG). The coding region runs from base 1 to 8535 and encodes 2844 amino acids. The transcript has 49 exons. Gene Ontology annotation, biological process: thyroid hormone generation. The record is from RefSeq and is a predicted model, not a curated record. Lineage: Eukaryota; Metazoa; Chordata; Aves; Passeriformes; Pipridae.